Messenger RNA from Brugia malayi, 489 nucleotides. RefSeq lists its product as uncharacterized. Bases 1 to 489 code for a protein of 162 amino acids. Gene Ontology annotation, biological process: phosphatidylserine catabolic process; monoacylglycerol catabolic process. The transcript is spliced from 4 exons. The record is from RefSeq and is a predicted model, not a curated record. Gene Ontology annotation, cellular component: endoplasmic reticulum membrane. Lineage: Eukaryota; Metazoa; Nematoda; Chromadorea; Rhabditida; Onchocercidae. Gene Ontology annotation, molecular function: monoacylglycerol lipase activity; phosphatidylcholine lysophospholipase A1 activity.
AUGGAAAAAUUGUUAGCUCUCGAAAAUUAUACAAUCAUUGUUUAUUUACAUGGCAGUACUCAUAGUCGACAAUGGACUAAUCGAGUGGACACUUAUAAUGUUUUAUCUGAAAUGGAUUUUCAUGUACUUUGCUUAGAUUAUAGAGGAUUUGGUGAUUCAAGUGGCUAUCCAAAUGAGACCGGAAUUAUUACUGAUUCCGUAUUUUUAUUUAAUUAUACAAAAAAUUUAGCCGGUGAAAAUGAUGUUUUUAUAUGGGGACAUUCAAUGGGAAGUGGAGUUUCAAUCGCAGUAACAAUGGAAUUAAGUAUGAAGCAUAUGCCACCUGCAGGUUUAAUUUUGGAAGCACCGUUUAAUAAUGCCAUUGAUCUUAUCACACAAUCAUCGGAAUCAGUAGCAUGGCGUUGGACACCAUGGUUUAAUAUUUUUAUCAAACAAUCAGUUUCAAACGCUGGCAUUCAUUUCAAUUCUGAUAUAAAUAUUAAAUUGUAA